Messenger RNA from Rhopilema esculentum, 585 nucleotides. The record is from RefSeq and is a predicted model, not a curated record. Lineage: Eukaryota; Metazoa; Cnidaria; Scyphozoa; Rhizostomeae; Rhizostomatidae.
AUGGCGGAUCAAAUUAUUUCAAAGCGAGCUAUUUCAUACAAUGAAAGUAAAUUUUUAGAUGCUAUCAAAUUCAAUUGCUACCUUUUUAAUAUUGCAAAGAUUUACGAUGAUCAGUGUAGUCAUAAAGGCUUUAUAAAUGGUUAUGACGUGUAUAUGAGUGCCAAUACAGGUUAUGGUAAGUCGCUGUGUUUCCAAGCCCUACCGUUUGUCGUUGAUGCUUUGGAGAAUCAAUGUUACGGAAUUAGCACAUUAAUCGUUGUUAGCCCGCUAAAAGCACUGAUGGAAGAUCAAGUUAGAAAGAUGUCUGACUGUGGUGUAUCAGCAGUUGCUCUUCACGACCACGUCAUAAAUCUGGCUGAGAAAAUUGGAACUGUUCAAGCAGGACAUUAUUCUCUGGUAUACACAUCACCUGAAUGUAUUUUGUCAAAGGACAUAUGGAGGUCAUUGAUUUCAUCACACGAGUUCAGAGAUCAUUGCAUUGGUGUAGCCAAAAGCUUGAUGAUACAACUGAUGCACGCAGAAGUUUGUAUUCAAAAAUGUGUGAAACCAAAUAAUCCUGAACAUGGAGAACAAAAAGGUUCUUAA